Messenger RNA from Toxorhynchites rutilus septentrionalis, 415 nucleotides. RefSeq names its product adult cuticle protein 1-like. The transcript has 2 exons. Lineage: Eukaryota; Metazoa; Arthropoda; Insecta; Diptera; Culicidae. Bases 41 to 415 code for a protein of 124 amino acids. The record is from RefSeq and is a predicted model, not a curated record.
UCCAACGUUCAGAGCCUCAGUCUCACAAACAAUAUUCAAAAUGAAGUGCAUCAUUGCCGUUGCUCUUGUCGCCUUCGCCGUUGCUGCGGAAGCCAGUUGGGAACCAUGGGGAACCGUUGUCCAGGCUAAUGUUCCAUCGUGGCCAGCUGCCCAUUGGGAUAGUGCUUGGUCGAAUGCCGGUGCUUACGGUGCGUGGCCAGCUGCUGCUCACUGGGACGGAGCUUGGUCAGAUGCUGGACAUUGGGGCGCUGCUCACUGGGGUGUUCCAGCUGCUUCGGUUGCUCAUCAUGCUGGAGUUGUUCCCGGAGCUGUUUCCGUAAACGCCAACCGUGGUGCCGUUCACGUUGCGCCACUCGCUGGCCAUGCCAUCUCCCAGAAGCAGCUCAAUCUCGCUCCAGCACCAGGAACUAUCUAG